Scomber scombrus (Atlantic mackerel) is the source of this 2531-nucleotide messenger RNA. Its product is annotated as ATP-dependent RNA helicase DDX39A-like. The transcript has 10 exons. Gene Ontology annotation, biological process: mRNA splicing, via spliceosome; mRNA export from nucleus. The record is from RefSeq and is a predicted model, not a curated record. Lineage: Eukaryota; Metazoa; Chordata; Actinopteri; Scombriformes; Scombridae. The coding region runs from base 78 to 1361 and encodes 427 amino acids. Gene Ontology annotation, molecular function: RNA helicase activity; ATP binding; RNA binding.
CAUACAUGUGUGCUCAUUUGCUAGCUCGCUCCGAUCACGUACAUUGACAUCGACGGGAUAUAAAUCAUCACUGCAAGAUGGCUGAGACUGACGUUGAUAAUGAACUUCUGGACUACGAGGAGGAUGAGGAGCCCCAAGGAGCCCCUGAGAGUGCAACCCCAGCAAACAAGAAGGAGGUGAAGGGAUCCUAUGUGUCCAUCCACAGCUCCGGCUUCAGAGAUUUUCUCCUCAAACCCGAGCUUCUCCGUGCCAUUGUGGACUGUGGUUUUGAGCAUCCCUCUGAAGUCCAACAUGAGUGCAUUCCACAAGCUAUCCUCGGCAUGGACAUCCUGUGUCAGGCCAAGUCUGGUAUGGGAAAGACAGCAGUGUUUGUACUGGCCACUCUGCAGCAGAUCGAACCUGUGGAUGGUCAGGUGUCUGUCCUUGUGAUGUGCCACACACGAGAGUUGGCCUUCCAGAUCAGCAAAGAGUAUGAGCGCUUCUCCAAGUACAUGCCCACUGUCAAAGUUUCAGUGUUCUUCGGUGGCAUGGCCAUUAAGAAGGACGAGGAGGUCCUGAAGAAGAACUGCCCUCACAUCGUCGUCGGAACCCCAGGACGUACUCUGGCCCUCAUCCGCAACAAGACCCUCAGCGUGAAGAACAUCAAACACUUUGUGCUUGACGAGUGUGAUAAGAUGCUGGAGCAGCUGGACAUGAGGCGUGACGUCCAGGAAAUCUUCAGGCUGACACCUCAUGAGAAACAGGUUAUGAUGUUCAGUGCCACGCUAAGCAAGGAGAUCCGCCCCGUCUGCCGCAAGUUCAUGCAGGAUCCCAUGGAGGUGUUUGUGGAUGACGAGACCAAGCUGACACUUCAUGGCUUACAGCAGUAUUACUGCAAGUUAAAGGACAGUGAGAAGAACCGAAAGCUUUUUGACCUGCUCGAUGUGCUUGAGUUUAACCAGGUGGUGAUCUUUGUGAAGUCAGUGCAUCGUUGUGUGGCUCUGUCCCAGCUGUUGGUGGAGCAGAACUUCCCUGCUAUCGCCAUCCACAGGGGUAUGGCACAGGAGGAGAGGUUAUCUAGGUACCAACAGUUUAAAGACUUCCAGCGACGGAUCCUGGUGGCAACCAACCUGUUUGGCCGUGGCAUGGAUAUUGAGCGAGUCAACAUCGUCUUCAACUACGACAUGCCGGAGGAUUCUGACACUUACCUUCACAGGGUGGCCCGUGCUGGCAGGUUUGGUACCAAAGGCCUGGCUAUCACUUUUGUGUCAGACGAGACCGACGCCAAGACCCUGAAUGAGGUCCAAGACCGCUUCGAGGUCAACGUAGCAGAGCUACCAGAGGAGAUUGAUAUCUCCUCCUACAUUGAACAGUCCAGAUGAGCCUGAAGUAUCUUUCCAGCAAAGAUAGUGUGUGACCCUCUUUAUUGCUGUAUUUUGGUGGAAGAAAAAAAAAAAUCACCACUUAUUCUGAAAUCCCCCUCUCACCGUAUAUGUUGGAAAGUUCAUAAUAACAUUUUUUUUUAUUUUAUCAUGUCUUUCCGGCUGCUUGUUUUAGUGUUUUUUCUUGUUAAAACAUGGAUAUAUUGUUUUGGUUGAAGAAAUAAACUUUUUAUACCUUAUUUUUUUUAAUGGUGUUGGAUUUCAUUUUGCACGUUGUUAAACAUUUAAGUGUGUCAGAUGUCACAAAACAUACAAUAACACUACAUUUCAUAAAAUAAAAACUUUGUGCUGCCACUUUUGAAUGUAGUUAAUUAUCCUCACAAGCAGAGGGCGCUAUUAUCGUAGUUUGAAGACAGGCAGUGUUUUUCCAAACAGCUGGCCACUUUGAACUGGUUGCCAACGAGGAUAAUUUGAAACUGUACAGGUUGAGUUAAAAUAAAACCUCACAUGUAACUUGAGUUCAGCAGCCAGUUUUAUCACAUGGAUGGACUGACAAAAACGUGUGACUGCUACACUGUGGCGUCUUAAUCCAUUUAAGUAUACAACUGUGACAAUAAUAUAAACUUGGAUCAAGAUAAAGGAAAUGUAUACACAGAAUACAGUGUGAUCCAAAAUGAAUUCUCAAGAAAUACAGGUUCAUGUAAGACAUUUCUCUUAAGUGGCAUUAAAUGCACAAACAAGAAAUCAGAUGUCUUGAAGAAAAGAGUUAGCGUUGGUCCAGUCUUUGCUGAAUGCUUGUGUCAGUUCCAUUUAGCAUUCCUUAUCAUUGAACAGUCUGAGUUACAGGGAAAAAUGUCAUUCAUUGUUUUGUGUAAAUUUACUUUUCAGAUGGCUUGUCAUGUCAGCUUGCCAAAAAGUAAGAAACAAUUUGAUGCAGUCUGUGCCUGUUCAUAACAUGCUGUGCUGAUUCUGUACGUUUUGAACGAAACAAAAAAUCUUUGUCCUCAUUCUGGAGUUUUCUGCAUGAAGCUGCAAAAGUUAUUCUUCUGCUGGUUGUCACAAAGUCACAGUGCAUUGUGGGAUAUGGAGUCAUUAGCGCCACAGUAUGUAAGGCUAUUGCUGCAGUUGAGGUGAUCCUUAUGCACUGCUGUCAAAGUUAUAUCUCCUACG